GCACAGGAAGAUUGCGAGGGAGUCAGUUUUGCGGCACAGGAUCAUGGACUCCAAGCCGCUGCUCACUGCUCUCUCGAUCUUCUUCCUGGUUUCUACAGCACUCCUUGCAAAUGCCGAUGCCAAGAAGCCGGGUGGCCACCACAAAUAUGGCAGAGGCGGGAGCCAAGGAUCAUGGCAAUGGGGAGCCCACGCGACUUACUACGGUGGGAGCGACGCAUCUGGGACAAACAAUGGAGCUUGCGGCUAUGGAAACCAGCUGAGCGCCGGCUAUGGAACCAUCACCACUGCUCUAAGCACCCCUCUCUUCCGCGGGGGCAAUGUGUGUGGAGCCUGCUACCAAGUCCGGUGCUGGGGCGAUCCAGCGUGCCUCCCGGGAAAUCCCUCCGUCGUCGUCACCGCCACCAAUCUCUGCCCACCGGGGAGCAAUGGCGGCUGGUGUGAUCCGCCCAAGCCCCACUUUGAUCUCUCGCAGCCGGCAUUUUCUCGCAUCGCCAGGAUCCCCAACGGCCACGCCCAGAUCCAGUACCGAAGGGUCAAGUGCCAGCGGCAGGGAGGGAUUCGCUUCACGAUCAAUGGCCACACUUACUUCAAUCUGGUGCUCGUCACGAACGUGGGCGGCAUGGGCGACGUCGUGGGCGUGUCGAUCAAGGGAUCUAGCAGCGGCUGGCGAUCCAUGAGCCGGAACUGGGGCCAGAACUGGGAGGAGGGAAGCAAUCUCAAUGGCCAGGCGCUCUCCUUCCGCGUCACCACCAGCGAUGGCAGGACCGUCACCGCCUACAAUGUCGCGCCCGGGGACUGGCAAUUCGGGAGAACUUACACUGGCAACACCGCCUCGCAGUACUACUGAUCGAUCCCAAAGCUCUCGAUUGAUCGAUCGAGAGAUAGAGCUUAUAUCCCCUGUUUUUUUUUGUUUGAGCUGAGCUGAGCUGAGGUGAAAAUUUCUUCUCUCACCCGCUGCUCUACAAGAUCUUAAUCUCUACUAUGAUAGAAUG
Molecule: messenger RNA, 992 nt
Organism: Selaginella moellendorffii
Lineage: Eukaryota; Viridiplantae; Streptophyta; Lycopodiopsida; Selaginellales; Selaginellaceae
Product: expansin-A11
Exons: 4
Coding region: 44-847 (267 amino acids)
Biological process (GO): plant-type cell wall organization
Cellular component (GO): extracellular region
Source: RefSeq, a predicted model, not a curated record